AUGAAUUGCCUCAAGCUAUUCGGUAGAAGCGUAAUAAAACUAUCGAGUAUACCGCGCCAUCCUUACAAUCUGCAGUCCAAAAGAUUCAGGAAACCGUCUCCAUGCGAUGUCUGUCUGUUCCCUCCAGAAAAGAAACCUUGCUUCGAUCUGCGUAACGUCAGCAUAGAAAUUGGAGGUAACAAGCACGGCAAGAUCAUCCACUCGUUCCUGGCGAACCAGUACUGGCCCCGGGAGCCCAGCGUUGUCGGCCUCUGGAUGUGCCACAACUCUUCGUAUCUAGACAUCCUCUCUGACAAGUAUGCACAUUCCGGCGAUCGUUUCCUCGCUUGGGAAUUUAUUCCGAGAACAGGGGAAAACAAACUGAUCGGUGUUUGCGUCGUCAACAAGGUGUUCCCCUGGGCAGCUGACGAGCUCGAGGAGUGGGCGCACUACACCGCCUCCAGGCCCGAACGGAAUCGCAUGUACUUCUGUGCCCAUUGCAUAAGGAGCCCUAACUUGUUUAAAAAGUACAACGUUAGCUAUUUGUAUGAUGUUGAAGUGCUUGGAACUGCUGCGGAAGUAUCAGGCCAGGGUGUGGGAACCAUGUUGCUUCAAAAGGUAUUGAAUCAAGCUGAAGAGCUCCGACAUCCCCUUGUCCAGGUUGUAGCAGUCAGCCAAUAUACUGCAAAAAUAUGCGAGAAGUGCGAAAUGAAAAUGGAAUGGUCUAUGGACUACUCGGAGUUCAUAGAUGACUCUGGUCAACGCGUAUUUUUCCCGCGCAGUCCUCACCAAAAAGUUUCCAUAUAUGUAAAGUACUACGACCCGAAAAUUGGCGGGAGACAACCAUGUCUGCCUCCGUUCUGA
This is a messenger RNA of Zerene cesonia (dogface butterfly), 843 nucleotides long. RefSeq lists its product as uncharacterized. Bases 1 to 843 code for a protein of 280 amino acids. The transcript is spliced from 5 exons. The record is from RefSeq and is a predicted model, not a curated record. NCBI's taxonomy places the organism in Eukaryota, Metazoa, Arthropoda, Insecta, Lepidoptera, Pieridae.